UUUUAGUGCUUGAGUCGGUGUGGAGUGCAAAUAUGUUACCAUUUUUCGAAGUCCUGCGCAUGAUGGCGGAGAUGGAGGGCGAGGAGACGCCUGAUAAUUUUCACAUCCUUCCGAGUAGCAACGAGUGCUGGAUCGACAUUUUCGAGAAGUCCAAGGAAAGAUGCGGUCUGCUGUGUCUCGAAUUCACUGGCAACUGGAGUACGGCAGCGAGGCGCGUUCAGAGGCUGUUUGUUCGAUUGGCGUCCAAGACCAGCGUGCCGUUCCUGCGUGUUGAAGUGGCGAGAGGAAUUUUGAACAGUCACACGGCUGUCAAAGGAGCAGUUGGUGGUGUGACAGCGGUACCCACAUAUGCCAUUAUGAAUUUUGCACAAGGCAAAGUUGAAGUUCAUAAGUUUGAAGGUAGUACUGCAAUAGAAACGGGUGCGUUUGAAGCUCGUCUUCGGGAAAUAGCAAGCCAACGUCAACGAGAGAGAGAAAGUAAAGAAACUGCAAAGAUGCUGGGCGAUGUGUUUUCACUUGCCUUUGCUGCUGCUGAGCUGGAAGCUCUGAAGAAGAAGAAGGCAGAUCAACAGAGACAGAACCAAAUAGAAAGAGAGCAGCAGGGUAGAAUAGAGCACGAAGCGAUUGUACAAAGGGAGCAAGAGCAGCGAGAACAGCAGAAGCAGGAGAGGAUUCGAUUACUUGAAAUCGAAAAGGAACAAGAACGACGUCGACAAGAAGAACAGCGUCUUAGAGAAAGACCAAUGCAUGUUCAGGAUCUACUGAAAUUGGAUUUGGAAAAAGUGGCUAUUCGUGAAAUCAAGAGUAUUAUGGAGAAGAUGCACAUUAGUUAUGUUGGUUGCACAUCUCGACAAGACUUGAUUACCCAGCUAGUCCAGCAAGUUCCCGAACUUCGUUUGAAACGUGAAGAAAAGGCUCCUCAAGCAGCAGCUGCAUGUGCCAAACUCAAUGAAGCAACAGAAUUGGAAAACUCUCCCAACAAACAUUCUGGCUUAGACUUAAAGUCGGCAUCAGUGUCUCAACUCAAAGCGAGAUUAAAGGAAAUGGGAAUAUCUACGGAAAGCUAUGUAUCUAAAGAGGACAUGGUACAAGCUAUUAACGAUGCUCAGUCACCGAAGAGUUCAAAUGAACAUGUGAAUAUGCUGAGAGCUCAGCAUUUUGAACAGAAGCUGAGGACUGAAAAUGAGCGGUUGGAACUACGACAGCAACAACUUGAGAAGAAACUUCUUCACUCAGAGGAUCGUGAGAGAGCCCUGAAUCGAGAUUUGACAGAAGCUCAACAGCAAAGCAAAGCGAUGGAAGGUAAACUGGCAAGGGCUGAACAGCAAGUGACUAGGUUGGCGGGUGAAAUAAACACCUUAAAACGUCGCAAUGCAGAGCUUGAAUCUAUGGGCAGUAGUGCCAGUACGAACAGUAGCUCAAGAGCUUCACAAGCUGCUAGUUCCAAUCUGAUGCCAGGAUGCUUCAAUCAGUCAUCUGAAGAUAGAGUACAAGAGCUUGAACGUACAAUGCUUGACAUGAUGAUACUAUUCACAACUAAAGCUGAGGAUUAUGAUGUGGUGAAGCUUAUAGAUUCUGGUUGUGAGGGUGCUGUUCAUUUGGUGCAAUGCUCUCGUUCAGAGCUGAGAGAUACUAAACGUUUGUAUGCACUGAAGACUGUCUUUAACAUUUUUGGCCACCAGACUGUGUCAAAGGUUCGUCAGCAACAUGAGAAUGAAUACCAAACUCUUUCAGUUCUUCCCAAACAUCGAAACAUUGUCAAUUUGUAUGCUUUCUUUUUCGAUCGACUGGACUCGCAACAGUUUCAGUUGCCACCUGAUAGUCAGAUACAGGCUCGUUCGGUCUCAUUGUUCAUGGUCAUGGAGUACCAGCCAAAAACUUUGAAGGGCUAUGUUGAAGAAAAGUCAAGGGGUCGAGGUGUCCAGGCUGCUGAGGUUCUAAGCUGGACUUAUCAGCUCCUGACAGCAGUCGACUUUUUGAAUGCUCGAAAUGUUGUGCAUCGAGAUCUAAAGAUGGACAAUAUUUUAUACUCAGAUGAGGGUGUUGUGAAACUAUGUGACUUUGGCUAUUCAAUUCAGCUUGAUCCAGGAAUGAAAAUGCCUUUGACAGCAGGUAUGUCUAAAGGUGGCAAUGCUGCUCAUCUUGCUCCUGAAGUUCACCUAGCUCGUCCUGGACGAGGUCGCACGGUUGACUACUCAAAGCAGGCAGUUUGGGCUACGGGCGUUCUUUGCUAUGAAAUGUGUAAUCAUCGAUCUCCUUUUGAUGGCAUUUUGGAUCAGUGUGGUUACGGCUCAGACAAUUUACCACCACUGGCUGCCAUCCAGGCGUCUACCGGGUCAGGCGCUUCACUGCCCAAUGGAUACCAGAAGUUUGUCAAAUCACUGUUGGAGUUUGUGCCACGUCUUAGACCCACAUCUUCCGAGGCCAUAAAGAUAGUGAAGCGAAUGAUAGAGGAGACAAAUGUACCACAGUUCAAUCGGUUCUGAAUGUCGCUUUGUCUAGAUCGAUGUCUUGCAUGUGUAAUUAUAACGAUGCAGCACGUGUUUGCAGCUUGCAACUAGAUGAGAUGGUACUGGUUGGAAGGCAAAAUCAGCAAGUACAGUGCCGUUUUAUUAUUUGCUUAUUUUGAAAUCAAUUUUUAUAGACUGUGUGCGGGCGGAGGUAUACAUGUACAGUGUACACUUUAGAAGUACAGUACACACUGCGUGGGUAUAACAUUGUUAUC
Corticium candelabrum is the source of this 2725-nucleotide messenger RNA. RefSeq lists its product as uncharacterized. Gene Ontology annotation, molecular function: protein serine/threonine kinase activity; ATP binding. Bases 33 to 2486 code for a protein of 817 amino acids. The transcript has 7 exons. Gene Ontology annotation, biological process: protein phosphorylation. The record is from RefSeq and is a predicted model, not a curated record. NCBI's taxonomy places the organism in Eukaryota, Metazoa, Porifera, Homoscleromorpha, Homosclerophorida, Plakinidae.